UAUUUUUCCAAAGGAUUGAUUACUGAAAAUUGUUUUUCUUUAAUAAAGUGGACAGGUUCGUGCUGCACCAUGAAGGUGGCAGGGAUAUUUUUGUUGUUGAUGCUGUGGACCUGUGAGGGUGCGAGAGUCGCAGAGAGUCGAGAAGACAACAGUGUGUUUGAUUUGUUUGAGCUCAUCCGAAUCCCGAGCAAGAACCACGGGGUAAGCCUGGUGAAAGGAGACGACCCAUACAGCCCCGCCUACAGGAUCUUAAACCCGGACCUUAUUCCCCCUGUCCCCGAGAGCGCCUUCAGGGACCUGGUGGACUCGGUCCAAGCAGAGAGAGGUUUCCUCCUUCUGCUCAACUUCAAGCAGUUUAAACGGACGAGGGGCAGCCUUCUGACCGUGGAAAAGCGAGACGGCUCCGGAGUCGUCUUUGAGAUCAUCUCCAAUGGCAAAGCCAACACCUUGGACAUCGUUUACUCCACUGAGAAAAAGCAGCAGGUGGUUUCCAUCGAGGAAGUGGAUCUGGCCACGGGUCACUGGAAGAACAUCACGCUGUUUGUGCAGGAGGACCGCGCGCAGCUGUUUACGGGAUGCGAGGAGGUGAACACCGCUGAGAUGGAUGCGCCAAUACAGAACAUCCUGACGCAGGGAACGCCGGCCGGCGCGCGGCUUCGGGUCGGCAAGGGGGCAGUGAAAGACAAGUUCAUGGGGGUGUUGCAAAACGUGCGGUUUGUGUUUGGAACAACGCUGGAUGCGAUCCUGCGCAACAAAGGAUGCCAGAAGGCUGCUCCUGGUGAAACAAUGAUUGCGAAUAAUCUGAAUGGCUCAUCCGCCAUCCGAACAGAGUACAUUGGACACAAGACUAAAGAUCUACAGAUGGUCUGUGGCUUCUCCUGUGAAGAUCUCAUCAGCAUGUUCAAGGAGCUGAAAGGCCUUGGUGUGGUUGUCAAAGAACUGUCCACUGAGCUCCGCCAGCUGACAAAUGAGAACAAGCUUAUUAGAACCCACAUGGGCAUACAUAGUGGCAUCUGCUUCCACAAUGGCAUUAAACACAACAACAAAGAUGAGUGGACCGUAGAUGACUGCACUGAGUGCACUUGCCAGAACUCUGCCACUGUGUGUAGGAAGAUCUCUUGCCCUCUGAUACCCUGUGCUAAUGCUACUGUUCCAGAUGGGGAGUGCUGUCCACGAUGUGGAACACCGAGUGACUAUGCAGAGGACGGCUGGUCGCCCUGGUCUGAAUGGACCCAUUGUUCUGUGUCAUGUGGGCGGGGCAUCCAGCAGCGAGGGCGCUCUUGCGACCGUAUCAAUAAUGUCUGCGAGGGCACCUCUGUGCAAACCCGUGAUUGCUAUCUUCAGGAGUGUGAUAAACGCUUCAAGCAAGACGGAAACUGGAGUCAUUGGUCCCCCUGGUCGUCAUGCUCUGUUACCUGUGGUGCUGGUGUCAUCACUCGUAUCCGCCUCUGCAACUCUCCCACCCCUCAGCUGGGAGGCAGGGACUGUGUGGGAGAGGGCAGACAAACAGAAAAGUGCAGGAUGUCUCCAUGUCCAAUUAAUGGGAACUGGGGACCCUGGUCACCUUGGGGUACAUGCACCCUCACCUGUGGUGGUGGAGUACAAACCCGUAAACGCCUUUGUAAUGAUCCUGCCCCAAAGCAUGGCGGUAAAGAGUGUGUUGGAGAUGCAAUAGACAAACAGAUGUGCAAUAAGAAAGCUUGCCCUAUAGAUGGGUGCUUGUCCAACCCCUGCUUUUCUGGGGCCAAGUGCAGUAGUUUCCCCGAUGGUUCCUGGAAGUGUGGAAAAUGCCCCAUCGGCUACACAGGCAAUGGCAUAAGGUGUAAAGAUGUUGAUGAGUGCAAGGAGGUCCCAGAUGCUUGCUUUGAAUUCAAUGGCGUACACCGGUGUGAAAACACAGAGCCGGGAUACAACUGUCUCCCCUGCCCCCCUCGCUACUCGGGACCCCAACCGUUUGGCAAAGGUGUGGAGCAAGCUGCUGCUAACAAACAGGUAUGCACACCGCAAAAUCCUUGCCUAGAUGGAAGCCAUGAUUGUAACAAAAACGCCCGCUGUAACUACCUCGGACACUUCUCCGAUCCCAUGUUCCGCUGCGAGUGUAAGCCUGGUUAUGCUGGCAACGGUCAUAUCUGUGGGGAGGAUACAGAUUUGGAUGGAUGGCCCAAUGCUGAUUUGGUGUGUGUGGAAAAUGCUACUUACCACUGCAAAAAGGACAACUGUCCCAAUCUUCCAAACUCAGGGCAGGAAGAUUAUGAUAAGGAUGGAAUUGGAGAUGCAUGUGAUGACGAUGAUGAUAAUGAUGGCAUUCCUGAUGACAGGGACAACUGUCCGUUCGUGUACAAUCCCAGGCAGUAUGAUUAUGACCGCGAUGACGUUGGGGACCGCUGUGACAACUGCCCUUACAAUAGUAAUCCAGACCAGACAGACACAGACAACAACGGCGAGGGCGAUGCCUGUGCUGUGGACAUCGAUGGAGAUGGAAUACUGAAUGAAAAAGAUAACUGUCCCUAUAUAUACAAUGUUGACCAAAGAGACACAGAUCUGGAUGGAGUGGGAGACAUGUGUGAUAACUGUCCUCUGGAAAAUAAUCCCGAUCAGGUGGAUUCAGAUGAUGAUCGAGUGGGAGACAAGUGUGACAGUAACCAGGACAUCGAUGAGGAUGGACACCAAAACAACCUGGACAAUUGUCCAUACAUCCCCAAUGCCAAUCAGGCUGAUCACGACAAGGAUGGUAAGGGAGAUGCCUGUGACCAUGAUGAUGAUAACGACAGCAUCCCUGAUGACAAAGACAACUGUAGACUGGCAUUCAACCCCGACCAGCUGGAUUCUGAUGGCGAUGGCCGUGGAGAUGCUUGUAAGGAUGAUUUUGAUCAAGACAACGUGCCUGAUAUCUAUGACGUGUGUCCUGAAAACUUUGAUAUCAGUGAGACGGACUUCCGCAAGUUCCAGAUGGUUCCUUUGGAUCCAAAAGGCACCUCCCAGAUUGAUCCCAACUGGGUCGUCCGUCAUCAAGGCAAAGAGCUGGUUCAGACUGUCAACUGCGAUCCUGGUAUUGCAGUCGGUUACCAUGAGUUCAACUCCGUGGACUUCAGUGGAACUUUCUUUAUAAAUACAGAGAGAGAUGACGAUUAUGCUGGCUUUGUGUUUGGCUACCAGUCUAGUUCCAGGUUUUAUGUCGUGAUGUGGAAGCAGAUCACACAGACAUACUGGUCAAGUAAGCCCACCAAGGCCCAGGGCUACUCAGGCCUGUCCAUCAAAGUGGUUAACUCAACCACCGGCCCAGGAGAGCACCUCAGAAAUGCCCUCUGGCACACAGGCAACACUGCAGGACAGGUCCGCACUCUCUGGCAUGACCCUAAAAAUGUCGGAUGGAAAGACUUCACUGCCUACAGGUGGCAUUUGAUCCACAGGCCGAGAACAGGACUUAUUAGAGUUGUGAUGUAUGAGGGUAAAAAGAUAAUGGCAGAUUCUGGUAGCAUCUAUGACAAGACGUAUGCAGGUGGCAGGCUAGGUCUUUUUGUCUUCUCACAAGAGAUGGUUUAUUUCUCAGACCUUAAGUAUGAAUGCAGAGAUGCAUAACUUGAUGAUCAAAAUCCCCAGGGAAUACAUAUUUUUUGUAAAGUAACAACAUGAUUUUCUGCUGCUCAGUCCAGGAGCUGAUUUAUUUCCGCAUAACUUUUUUCUGUGCUGUGCACUCUCCAGUGGGUCGAAGGUCAUACUGUUAGCCUCAGGGUAACUUGAAGUAGGUUUGGGCAAAGCACCAAUUGGCCAACUUCUGGUUAAGGAUCAAAGAUUAUUGAGAGCUGAAAAAAACUUUGACUUUGCAAGAUGGACACCAACAAUGGGAAGGGUUCCUCUGAAAAAAGUGCACUUCAAAGCCUUUAUAAUAUACUCUGUUCCAUAUUUCCAGCCUGUGUGCCUUCCUGCUUUAUUUUUUUUGGAUAGACAUCCCGAAGAAAGAAAAACAUAUAUUCUAUUUUUCCCAGACUACUUAUUGUAUGGUUUGUAAGAUACAUUUGACGAUUCAAAGAGUAAAUACAGCAUAGUUUAGAAUGUUCUGCUGUUAGGGACUUGAAGUGAGUUAAGGGGUAUGUUAUGGGAGUAUGUGUUUAUUCAUGUACAGUGUGGAAGAUUAGCCAUGAAUGAAUAAAGAACGACUUUCCACCUAAGAAUCUCUGUUGAGUAGAGAAAUUAAGUUUAGCAUAAUUCUAGUUUAAACCUAAGAACCCUGAGCUUUGCCGAUAUUGCAUUUGUUUUUACUCAGGAUUAGAUGAAAGUGAUUUUCCAAGUUUAAACAAUGAAAUGAAAUCAGUUAACCUGGUAUCGCAAAGCCAAGAUUCCUUACAAAUUGACGAUGUCAUACACUUGGUCAGUGAAGAGAUUUCUUUCCCUCAACUUUUGAGGAUUUCAAGAUGAAAGGAUGUAAAUGCAUCUACCUUAUUGACUCUUGCCUACAGUGUAGGCAGCAAAGGAAGUACCAAAUAAGUAAAACUCCUCCCAAUAACAGAUUCUUUAUUCUAGUAAAAACUGAUAAACUGCUUUACAGGGUAAAUUGGGUAUUCCUCACUAAGAGCUUUUUUAUAUGAAGUUAGUGUGAUUUUUGUACCUUUUCUACAGAGAAAAGAUAUUUUAAAUAUACAAAUAUUACCUCAUUACUGUUUAUAACACGAUAAAACAAAAAUAAUAUUCAUUCUUUUGAAAUAACAGGAAUCCUAGUGCUACUCUGACAUGAGCUGUAUAUAGUUUUGUAUCUAAAAAAACAAAACUGAGUUCCCAGGGCCUUGAUGCACCCCAGAAAAAAUGUGUGUGGGAAGGAAGGGGUUAUAAAUAUGCUUUGUAACAAUUUUUCAGUGCUGUUUUGAGCAAAUAAAUUAUUGUUUUGUUUGUCAUAGCUGUUUAUGAGAGCUUGACUUGUGCGUGCGUGUAGAUACAUACUAUUUAAAUAAUUUAUCAGGAUGUGUUGCCUUGUUAAAGGACACUUCUGUCUGUAUAAACAGUUUGCACACUGACGCGAGGAUGUCCUGUUCUUUAUCUUUUUACCAUGUUUUGUUGUGUAUCUGUUUCUAUUAUUUUGUCUGUAUACAUUUUCCUAGUUGUAUAAAGCAAAAUGCUGUUUUUAUUCAUUGCAAAUUUUUGUUUUCCAACUUUUAGAAAAUAAAUAGCUGUUAAAAUGUAAA
Molecule: messenger RNA, 5177 nt
Organism: Cyprinodon tularosa
Lineage: Eukaryota; Metazoa; Chordata; Actinopteri; Cyprinodontiformes; Cyprinodontidae
Gene: thbs1b
Product: thrombospondin 1b
Exons: 23
Coding region: 70-3579 (1169 amino acids)
Biological process (GO): cell adhesion; negative regulation of angiogenesis
Cellular component (GO): extracellular region
Molecular function (GO): protein binding; calcium ion binding
Source: RefSeq, a predicted model, not a curated record